UAUACAAUAUCUAAUACUUAGUGUAUGUACCCACGGCCAUACUCUCUAAACUUCUCAAAUUUGAACAUAAAUUACCCACAAAAACUUCCCCAUUUCCUCCCAUCUUGAAUAUUUAAAACUGCCAUUUUCUUCCGCCAUUGAUAGAGAGAAGAAUAUGGGUGAUUCAAAGGAAGGUUCAGUUGAAAAAGAGAGUGUUGAUUUCAAUGAUUAUGUUGUUAUUAAAGAAGGGGAAGCUGAGAUUAUUAUGCAUCGUAAUAAUGAAGUGUUUUUCAAUAAAGCCCAGGUUAACAAUAGGGAUAUGUCCAUUGCUGUCCUAAGAACAUUUAUAAACAAACGUCAAGAAGAACAUGAAGCAUUUUUGUCAAAGAAAGCCAAAGUUAACAAAUUUGAAGGUAAAUCUGAUGCAGUUGCUUCUGAGAAUGUGCUAGUACGUGUUGAACCCGAAACAACCAAUGGGGUUCAUGAUGGUGAUGCACAUGAAUUAAAGCCAGAGGAUGCAUCUUGUAGCACUAUAGUUGAACCAAGCAAUAACGUAGGAGGGAAAGCUCAUCGAGAACUAAAGCCCCCUAGAGUUCUUGAGGCUUUGUCUGCGUCUGGUUUAAGAGCUCUGAGAUAUGCCCGUGAAAUUGAGGGAAUAGGUCAGGUCAUUGCAUUGGACAAUGAUAAAGCUUGUGUUGAAGCAUGCCGCAGAAACAUAAAAUUUAACGGUUCAGUGGCAUGUUCAAAGGUGGAAUCUGACCUAGCAGAUGCUCGGGUUUAUAUGCUUACUCAUCCCAAAGAAUUUGAUGUGGUUGAUCUUGAUCCAUAUGGUACUCCGUCUAUCUUUUUAGACUCAGCUGUCCAGUCUGUUGUUGAUGGUGGUAUGCUUAUGUGCACAGCCACAGAUAUGGCAGUAUUGUGUGGUGGUAAUGCAGAGGUUUGCUAUUCAAAAUAUGGUUCAAUUCCAUUGAGAGCUAAAUAUUGUCAUGAAAUGGCGUUGAGGAUUUUACUUGCUAGCAUCGAGAGCCAUGCUAAUCGGUAUAAACGCUACAUUGUUCCUGUACUAUCUGUACGAAUUGAUUUCUACAUUCGGGUUUUUGUUCGCAUAUACAGUUCUGCUAGUGUCAUGAAGGAGACUCCUCUCAAACUAUCAUACGUUUACCAGUGUGUCGGGUGUGAUUCUUUCCAUCUACAGCCUUUGGGGAGAACUAUAUCCAAGAAUAACAAUGUGAAAUAUUAUCCUGGCUAUGGUCCUGUUGUCCCACAAGAAUGUACUGAUUGUGGUAAGAAAUUUAACAUGGGUGGGCCUAUUUGGUCUGCUCCUAUACAUGAUCAAGAGUGGGUGACUUCAAUUCUAUCAGAUGUGAAGUCUAUGAAGGACCGUUAUCCUGCAUAUGAUCGCAUUGUUGCACUGCUGACAACCAUUUCCGAGGAGCUUCCUGACGUUCCAUUAUUUUUGUGCUUGCAUAACCUUUGUGGAACACUGAAAUGCACAUCUCCGUCGGCUGUAAUAUUUAGAUCAGCCGUACUGAAUGCCGGGUAUCGCAUAUCUGGAACACAUGCAAGUCCUCUCGGUUUGAAAACCGAUGCUCCCAUGAGUGUAGUUUGGGACAUCAUGCGCUGUUGGGUGAAAAAUCAUCCGGUUAAACCUCAGCCAGCUGAUCAAUCUGGAACCGUUAUACUCUCCAAGGAACCGGAACUUCAGGCUAAUUUUACCAGAGCAGUCGCCUCUCUUAGCAAAGCACAGGCGAAGAAAAUUGCUCGUUUUCUUCCAAACCCAGAAAGACAUUGGGGACCAAAGGUUCGUGCAGGCCGCCAGAUAACCAGCAAACACGUAUCACUUUUGGGUGCGGAGGCCAUUAAUGGUUCUGCAAAUCACGAAGGUGAAGAGCCUGAUGCUAAGCGUAAAAAAGUCGACAAUAAUGCCUCUGAUUCAUGAGCAUAACCUUCUUAAUUAUGUUUGUUUAAGUACCAGAUUAUGAAGCCAUCCUGUGUUGGGACAUUAGAUUUUCUUUUUGGCUUUGCAUGUUGUGCCAUUUUUGAGAUUUGUCUAUGUUCUGCAUUUGGAAUUUUGUGUCCUAUUAAUAUACUUCAUCUAGGCAAUUUUGUGUAUUAAUUAUAUGAUAAUUUAAUUGGAAAUUUUGCAAGAUUUGUUUUUA
Amaranthus tricolor (Joseph's coat) is the source of this 2138-nucleotide messenger RNA. Its product is annotated as tRNA (guanine(26)-N(2))-dimethyltransferase 2-like. Gene Ontology annotation, cellular component: nucleus. Gene Ontology annotation, molecular function: RNA binding. The transcript is spliced from 12 exons. Gene Ontology annotation, biological process: tRNA N2-guanine methylation. Lineage: Eukaryota; Viridiplantae; Streptophyta; Magnoliopsida; Caryophyllales; Amaranthaceae. Bases 155 to 1918 code for a protein of 587 amino acids. The record is from RefSeq and is a predicted model, not a curated record.